Molecule: messenger RNA, 1429 nt
Organism: Dacryopinax primogenitus
Lineage: Eukaryota; Fungi; Basidiomycota; Dacrymycetes; Dacrymycetales; Dacrymycetaceae
Product: TFIIB-domain-containing protein
Exons: 4
Coding region: 198-1274 (358 amino acids)
Biological process (GO): transcription initiation at RNA polymerase II promoter; transcription preinitiation complex assembly
Cellular component (GO): transcription preinitiation complex; nucleus
Molecular function (GO): RNA polymerase II general transcription initiation factor activity; TBP-class protein binding
Source: RefSeq, a predicted model, not a curated record
AUCGACCACCACCUUCUCAUACCCUUUUGACACUACCCACGUCGUUCCUUCCAGGCUCUAGCACAAAAAAAUCAGCUCAAGGCAGCUAUAGACGAAUAGGGAGGUUCACCCAGGCCUCCUAAGGUACUAGAAGGAUUCUUGCCGCAUUGACUGUCCCCAUUCGCUCCUUCUACGAUCAAUACAUAACGACUGCGAGGAUGACGGCUAUCGUCGCCCCCUAUCCAGUCAUGUCCACAAGUCCCGUGGCAAAGUCGCAGGACUUCAUUCCGGACCUGAAUGUUCGCCUCAUCUGCCCCGAAUGCAAGGAUCCUGUCCCCAACAUCGUCGAGCAAUACUCUUCGGGUGACUUGGUGUGCGGAUCUUGUGGGAUGGUGUUAGGCGACCGGAUUAUUGAUACAAGGAGCGAAUGGAGGACAUUUGCGAACGAGGAGGGGGAUGACCCUUCUCGUGUUGGUGCCGCGUCUGACCCUCUCAUGGACGGCAUGGAACAGCUCGACACUGUUAUCAGCUUCCAGGACGGUGGUUCCGGCCUUGCCCGAGAGCUGCAGCGCGCGUCUGCAAAGACCCAGGCGUUCAAGGACGGCAAGACGAUGAUGGAGGGCUUCAAGAAGAUUUCCCAAUUCUGCGACUCCAUCUCCCUGCCCAAGGUCAUCUCAGACACUGCGAAGCAAUUGUACAAACGCGUGGAGGAGGAUCGGAUCUUGAAAGGCAAGAGGAUGGAUGCAAUUGUCGCUGCUUGCAUCUUCAUUGCGUGUCGCCAAGGACAUGUGCCGCGUACCUUCCGAGAGAUCUGCAACAUCACAAAGGUGAACAAGAAGGCUCUUGGACAGUGUUACAAAGCCAUGGAGGCAUACUUCCGCCUGAAUGUUAGUGGCGGCGCGACUUCGAGCACGAAUCGCGUCGAUAUACAUUUGGCAGGAAGCGGCUCCAAAGCUAGUGCUGAAGAGCUUAUUCCACGAUUUUGCAACCAUCUUGGCCUUCCUGUCAGCCUCGAACGAUCAUGCGUCCAGAUCAUCGUCAAUGCACGCGAGCAGGGCGUCAAUGCUGGACGUAGCCCGAUCUCCAUUGCUGGUGGCGCUAUUUACUUCACGACACAUCUACUUGGACAAGCUAAACAUGCCCGUGACAUCAGCAGAGUUGUUAAUGUCAGCGAGAGCACAAUCAAGCUUGUCUACAAGGGAUUCGUUGCCGCGAAGGAGAAGCUGGUCCCCAAGGAGUGGCUGGAUGAUGGGAAGGCCAAAUGGGACAGGCUGCCCAUAGAGACGUCGAAAUGAGUCAGCUGCACAUGUAUGAACACUUUCUAUCUCAUGACCUUAACCCUGUAGGAUGCUUAGUAUUGUAUGGCUGUCAUUUCUACGUCCGCUGGGGUUCUACCCAGCCUCAUGUGCAUAUAUGCAGUGUGAUUAAUUGUAGAACAAUGCGCGGUCGU